AUGGAUCGGCGGUUAUGUUCCGUCUGUGUCGGGUUAAAGGUCCGCAAAGACAGGUUGUUAUACCGACAUCAUGAGAGCCUUCAAGCGCUCAAAUCUUGUGCGGAGCGUUUUCUACAACCCUGUUCGGUAUGCCGCUUGAUCUGGGCCGCGGUCAAAGACAAUCUUGUCAACGACAAGCCUCGGCCUCAGCACUUCCUCCACAACUGGAAAACUCAUCCCGACCUGGAGAAUGCCACGCUGUAUCUCUGCCUCUAUCGAAGGGAGCCACCGCCCGACGACGGCAGAUAUGAGGGCCCAUCCGAACCCGAUUUCAAGUCGGCCUGGAAGGAGAACGCUACCUGCAAACUGAAUUAUGAUUCUCCAUCCUUGAAUUACUUUGUGAGAGCAUCAAAAGACAUCCCAGGAGGUGGCUUCCUUGGGCUUGUCAACAUUUCUGUACCUUAUGGUGAGCCAAACGGCGACGAACUUCGUGCUUCCUCAUUUCAAAGACAGCUGCCUAACCAAGCGAGUGACUUCCAGGGUCGACACCCGAGAUACGGGGACGAAGCGCUAGGGAGUCAGCGAAGCCUCAAAAUCAAGCCAAGGCUCAUUGAGCCGGGAGAAGAUGCAGUCGAGGUCUAUGUGGCACUUUCAUACUCCUGGGGGAGCGCCGGACGCAACAUGUUCAAGCUUCGGAGAAGCAAUAGAAAGGCCUUCUUGGCAGGAGUAUCGCUUUCUAAGCUCUGCUUGACACAUCGCCAGGCGAUACAGACUGCGAAAGAACUUGGCUAUCAUGGCAUCUGGAUCGACGCGUUGUGUAUCAUGCAGGACGACAAAAAAGACUGGGCUUUGCAGGCAUCCCUGGUGCCCGAGAUCUAUAACAAUGCCGACCUCACAAUCGUGGCCGGCAGAAGCGAGGAUGCAGACAAAGGCUUUCUGGAACCAACAUACAGCCCGGACACCCCAGAUGCCCAUCUUCCCUAUGAGUGUUCUACCACCUUCACCUCAACUGUCUGUCGGAUUGGCAAGGCACGCACUCGAGAUAUUGGUCCCACGAAUGACCGCGGAUGGUGUUAUCAGGAACUAUUGAUGUCCAGGCGCGCCAUUAUCUACGGCGAGCAGCAGCUGAGUUUUCAGUGUCGCGAACGCCACGAGUUUGAAGACGGCGAAUGCAACAUGGUUGGGCAAAGGGAUACCUGGUACAACCUACUCUUUCCAUCGCGACACAGUGUCUCUCUUCCAGAAGUCAAGGAGAUUCACAAGCCGUGUAACCAGGUUCGGUCUUUUAGACGGUCAACGCGUUACCUUGUACCAAGCUUCGGAAACAAACGCCGUCCAUGGGAGCUGGGAGCGGGCUCUGAUCCGGCCCUACAGAGGUGGUAUGCCAUGGUAGCGGAAUAUUCCAAGCGCAGCUUCUAUGACCCUACCGACAACCACGCGGCAAUAUCCGGUGUUGCUCGUCUCUUCCAGACGGUGCUCGUGGAGAGAUUUGGACCAGGCUCAGACGGCUACAUGGCUGGCCUGUGGGAGAUGGACAUAAUCAGCGGAUUGCUUUGGAGAAGCAGUCGAAUCUUGGAUCCAGACUUGCCGGCACUUCAGAGACCUACCCAUGAAGGGCGUAUCAUCAGACGGGCCCCAUCGUGGUCCUGGAUGGCUCUGGUCGGGCCCAUCUGCCAGGGAAUAAGCACAGACCGAGCUGGUAGCAGGGGAUUUAGUAGACUGGGAGUCCCAUGCUGCGUACCCCGGAGUGAUAAUGAGUGGCCAGGUCCAAUGGUGGAGUACUCCAAGUCCCCUGAUAGUUUCGAGCUUGGCAUCUACGGCUACGUGCGCAGAUUACGCAUCUCGCAGUACAGCACGAGGGAUCAUGCCGAAUACAGCGCAUGGGGAAACAUCGUACCCUAUCCAACGGAGAGCUUGAACCGGCACACGUUUCGCUUGGAGGCGGAGGAGGCCAAGCAGCUGAUCAGGGGCAUACGAGAUCCGAGCCUGGACUGGCCCAAUAUCGCCGCUACGGGCAUUUUUGACAUGGAGUGCAAGGCAACGAAUAGACCCUCGAGUAUCACGGCGCUUCGCCUCACUUCGGAAGAAGGAUUGCUCCUGGACGAGGUGUACGACUCGAGGGGCGACACAGUCGGGUUCAGGAGAGUGGGCGUCUUCGUUAUCGAGAAUCCAGUGGCAUUCUAUCCAGCCCAUUCCAUUGCGGCAAAUGCAUAUGGGGGGUAUGAUAUUAUUGAGGGUCGAUUACCUGUCGAAUCUAUGACGAUUCUGUAA
Molecule: messenger RNA, 2250 nt
Organism: Trichoderma reesei QM6a
Lineage: Eukaryota; Fungi; Ascomycota; Sordariomycetes; Hypocreales; Hypocreaceae
Exons: 2
Coding region: 1-2250 (749 amino acids)
Source: RefSeq, a predicted model, not a curated record